This is a messenger RNA of Coregonus sp. 'balchen', 10980 nucleotides long. Lineage: Eukaryota; Metazoa; Chordata; Actinopteri; Salmoniformes; Salmonidae. The record is from the annotation of a GenBank genome assembly.
AAGGUCUAGUAAUGUUUGUUUGGGUUAGAAUGGAUAAACUGAUUUUACAUCAGUAGAUUACUACAGUAGCUGCUCUUUGUUGUUUUACCUCAUAAUAGUGUAGAUGACUGUAUCAGGUGAGCGACGCCAUCUCGUCCCUAUAGGUGCGGUUACAGACCUGAUGAUGAUCUCCAACGCCGAGGCCUCCACCCCUCAGCGCUUCUCCAUAUCCUGCCUCACGGGGCAGCGGGAUGCAGCAGAGCUAGAACUGGACAUCAAGAAGGACAACAGCAUUCUCAUCCUCCCCUCACCGUCCCGAUACAGCGUCAAGAGGCCCAAGACCAAGGAGGUGGUGGCCAAUGAGUUUGUGGGUAUAGUGGACCAGACAGGCAUCUUUUACUGUCAUGCAUCACAGGGAACUAGUCCUACUAGAAACCUGGUCACAGUCACUCUCAUCAACAACUAUGGCAAAGGUAAGGAAAAGGCUCUCAGUGAAAGAAUGAGAGUGUGUGAGAGAGAGAGAGGGAGAAAGAGAGAACUUAUGUAUUCUUCUAUAUUGCUCCUCCCAGGUCUUUUUGUCCCGGCCCACCUCACAGUGACGACUAACAGAGGAGACACAGUCCACCUGGCCAUGCAGGUACUCAGCUCCCAGAGGAGAGAUGUCACCUGGAAGUACAAUGGUGAGUUACAGAGGGAGGGAUAGAUGGAUGGAUGGGAUAGAGGGGGAGGGAGGGAGGGAGGGAUGGGAUAGAGGGAGGGAGGGAUGGAUGGAUGGGAUAGAGGGAGGGAGGGAGGGAGGGAGGGAGGGAGGGAGGGAGGGAGGGAGGGAGGGAUGAAAUGCAGGCAUUUCUGUCUGAGCAGGGACUAGAUUAAUCUAAAUGAGACUAUUACAUGGCAAUAUAGCCAAUUGUUUGAUUCAUUGAUUGUUAAUGAGAGUUUGUCCUGUGUGUUGACUCAUACUGUGUUGUAUCACCAGGAAACUAUUUCUACAUGACCCACUGGGGUGAUGUGUCCAACAGUACGACUGUACUAACCCUGGAGGACGUGAGUAAUGUCAACGAAGGCAUCUACAGUGCAGGCUUCGUGGGAGACAGUCCCAUCAAUGGAGCCUGGAUGAGGCUGAUUGUCAGAGGUACAGAAGGGGUGUUCGUAUUAUACACACACACACAAAGACACACACACACAGGUUGACUCGUUCAUUUUUGUCUUUUGUUUGACUUGCUAGUGCUGGCCGCAAUGAGUCCUACAGCUGGAUUAAUACACGCUCUUCCAUCUCAGCGGCGCCAGAGACGUGCUACGACCACCAACUGUCUGUCAUUUGCGCAGCAAAAUAGAUCAUGAGCAUAGAGAAGAAAAAGACAUGUUUAGAACUGAUAAUUGAUCGCAUGGUGCAAGAAUGAAAGCAGUUAAUUAAUUAUUGAACGUUAUGAUGGACACAGCUUUGUAGAACCAAAACAUAAACAGCCUCUGCUCAACAAACUCCAACUUGAGAGCAAAUCGUUUGGGGGGCUGCAGUUUGCGAAUGGCAUUUUGCUUAUCACACUCACAGCAGUCAAGCAAUGCGUUCUGCCAUGAGUCGUUCACAAUCUAGUCCGGUUGCGGCCACAACUUCGUUUAAAAUGUCUACAUUUUUUAUCUUAUUUGUAUGCCUAGCAAUCAACAAAUGUACAUUGUUUAAAGCAGACGUUUACAAGUCUCAGUCACAAAUGACAGCUCCAAUAAGCCCCCCUAUGUGAAUAAGAGGCUCGUAGGGUCAUGAGUUGUCAGUUUAUUGUUCACCAGUAGGGGGUCCUGUGUGCUCUGGGCAUUACUGACUCAAAUAAAACGAGUCGAAAGAUUAGUUAUUUUGACUGAACGAGUCGAAAAGAUCAUUGUCAGUAAAAAGAGCCGAACUUCCCAUCACUAUUGUAUACUCUCUGUGCUGGGAUUGAUCUAUUUUUCAUCUGGAUAUAAGCCUGACAAUACAUUUAGUUAUUUCUUUUCUGAAACAUUUUUGGUUGGAUGUACAUCUUUGAAUGUACAUUGUUAGUACUCAGUUAAUAGUGUUAUUAACACCUGUAUUACUUGUACUUUUAUUUAACCCUUAUUUUACCAGGUAAGUUGACUGAGAACACAUUCUCAUUUACCGAAAUGACCUGGGGAAUAGUUACAGGGGAGAGGAGGGGGGAAGAAUGAGCCAAUUGGAAGCUGGGGGUGAUUAGGUGGCCAUAAUCAUUCUUGCACCAUGCGAUACAGUGUGGUCCUCUGUAGCUCAAUUGGUAGAGCAUGGCGCUUGUAACGGCAAGGUAGUGGGUUCGAUCCCCGGGACCACCCAUACACAAAAAAUGUAUGCACGCAUGACUGUAAGUCGCUUUGGAUAAAAGCGUCUGCUAAAUGGCAUAUUAUUAGGUGGCCAUGAUGGUAUGAGGGCCAAAUUGGGAAUUUAGCCAGGACACCGGGGUUAACACCCCUACUCUUACGAUAAGUGCCAUGGGAUCUUUAGUGACCACAGAGAGUCAGGACACCCAUUUAACGUCCCAUCCAAAAGACGGCAACCUACACAGGGCAAUGUCCCCAAUCACUGCCCUGGGGAAAGAGUGCCUCCUACAGGCCCUCCAACACCUCUUCCAGCAGCAUCUCUCUUACUGUUAACCAUUACAAGGAUAUGUAUGAUGAUUCACAUAUGGAUGAGGUGUUUGUAUUUGCGUGGGCUCGCCACUGAUGCUGCUCUGCUGUCGGUCCCAGACUGUGCCAGUAAGAAGUGGGGAGCCGACUGUGACAAGGACUGUCCAGAGUGUCUCAAUGGAGGGGUGUGUCAUGACAGUGACGGGGACUGCAUCUGUCCACCGGGGUUCAUGGGGAUGCGCUGCGAGACAGGUGAGUGUGUGUGUGUGUGUGUGUGUGUGUGUGUGUGUGUGUGUGUGUGUGUGUGUAGGGUGGGGGUGGGGGGACAGGCAAUAUGUUAAAGCAUAAGAUUGUGGCCUUGAAGCUGACACAUACUACAAAUGAGCAAUUGUGUGUGUUUGCGUGUGUGUGUGUGUGUGCAUAAGUGCAUAUAAGUGCGUGCGUGGUGUGUGUAAAAUACAAGUAUAUUCUAUUGACAAACUGUCUGAAGUAACUGUACCUGUCCUGUACUAAAUCUACGACUUGUAAUGUAUUCCCUCCCAGCCUGCAGAGAGGGCAUGUUUGGUCGUAACUGCCAGGAGUGGUGCAGGUCAGAGCUGGACUGUGUAGGGCUGAGGUUCUGCCUGGCUGAUCCUUAUGGAUGCUCCUGUGCCAGCGGAUGGUCUGGGAACCACUGCAACAGAUGUGAGUUCAUUUGUUAUAAAUAGGGUUAUGACGUAUUUUCAGCCCUGGAUUGCCCAAUAAAUAUUGAUUGUACUGUACAACCAACCUAUCAACAUUAUUGCAUGUGUUAAAGUAGUUACUCCCGAGUGGCACAGCGUUCUAAGGCACUGCAUCUCAGUGCUAGAGACGUCACUACAGACCCUGGUUCGAUUCCAGGCUGUAUCACAAUCCGGCCGUGAUUGGAAGUCCCAUAGGGCGGCGCACAAUUGGUCCGGGUUUGGCCGGGGCAGGCCAUCAUUGUAAAUAAGAAUUUGUUCUUAACUGACUUGCCUAGUUAAAUAAAUAAAAAAUAAAAACAUGCAUAGCCAGAUCAGGUAGCAAUUCAUGAAACACUUAUUAGAAUCCCAACCCCUUGGCAUUCCCAUCCUAAUGUCUUCCCUCCCCCAGCCUGUCACAGGGACAUGUACGGGGCAGACUGCAGGCUGAGCUGUAGGUGUAAGAACGGGGGAGUGUGUAACCGCUUCAGUGGAUGUCAGUGUCCCACUGGCUGGAGAGGACAGAACUGUGAGAAAUCAGGUAGGUAAACAUUACCUCCUCAUCCUCACCACUGCUGCCUCUACCAAGCAUCUUAAUCUGUUUCUCCCCCAUCAGACCGCGCCCCCCAGAUCUUGGACAUGGCCAGUAGUCUGGAGUGGAACCUCAACUCCAGCCCCAAGAUCCUGUGUUCCGCCACAGGCAACCCCCUGCCUAGCCACACCAGCAUCGAGCUGCGCAAACUGGACAGUUCUGUGCUCAAGGCAAUGGAGGGAUGGCCAGGGUGGUCAUUUUAUAUUGGAUUAUUCCAUUACUGGGAAUCAAACUGUGACAGUGUAGUCAUUGGGAUUUGUGAAAUUCUGUGUUUUUGUUUUAGUGAAAAUAUAUCAAUAUUUUUUAUGAUAAUGUCAGUUGGCUCAACAUACAGCCUUACCAAUAUCUAUUUGUACUUCUCUCUCUCAGGCGUCUCGCACCACCAUGGACUCCAAUAAGAGCACAGCCCAGUUUGACAUCCCCCGUCUAUCCAUUGAGCAUGCUGGGUUAUGGGAGUGCAGGGUCUCCACCAAUGGGGGACAAGACUCCCGCAAGUUCAACCUCACUGUCAAAGGUGAGAAGAGAAAAGUAUUUUACUGGUCUAGAUCAGUCAAUGUGAGGUGCUUAACAUUGAGGGCAGGUUUCCCAGACACAGGUGAAGCCUAGUCCUGGACUUGAACAUGCUUUUUAGUGCAGGACUUGAUUUGAGUCUGGGAAACCUGCCCUAAAUACACAGUGAGAAAAAGGGUAGAUAAAAAGGUUUUAAUGUUCUGGUUGAGACUCGUCAUAUCACCCAUAUCACCCAUCUCACCCACUUCCUCACCCCCACCCACUCUCUCACCAGAGCCGCCUUGCCCCAGCACCCCUCCCAAGCUGCUGGAGAAGAGGAGUAAGCAGCUGGUGGUGAUGCCUGUGGACUCCUACAGAGGAGACGGACCCAUCGACUCCACCAAGCUCCUCUACAAGCCCAUGGAGACCGGAGACUCCUGGUCCUCCAUCAUAGGUACGUCAGAUGGAGUUUGAUCUCAUGUCAAGUCAUGGGAGUUACAACUACUUAUCUUGGCAAGUGGCAAAAUACAUUAUUAUCCAUAGGAAACAUUUUGAUCCCUAUGCUACAUUGAUAAUCGUCUCUGAUUCUCUCUCUCUGUGUUCCUGUUCUUCAGUGUACAGUAGAGAGCCUAUAACUCUGAUGAAUCUGAAGCCAUCUACACGCUACCACGUCCGUGUCCAGCUGACCCGCCCUGGGGAGGGAGGGGAGGGGACUCUGGGGCCUGAGGCCAUCAUGGAGACUGACUGUCCAGGUGAGAAACAACAUAGCGCCCAUUUUAGUUUUUGCAGUGUCGUAAGUCAGAGCAGAGGUUUGUAGGGAAUUGGUGAUGCUGCAGAGGGGGAGUGUGUGUGUGUGUAUGUGUGUGUGUAUGUGUGUGUGUGUGUGUAUGUGUGUGUAUGUGUGUGUGUGAGUUGAAGUUAGUAGAAGUUUGUCCUAGUGGACAGCUGAGUGCUGGUUCUGAAUCUGUGUGAGAAUGGUUCUUUAAUUCUAAGGUCUAUGAGUGACCAGAUCAGAAUGUUCUUUGCCCAUCUGUAAGCGAGAGGCUGUGUCUAAGUAAACAGAAUGAGUAAGUAUCCCAGGCUGGCGGACCUCUCUCUGACUGCGUGUUCUGUGUCGCUGCUGUAGAGCCAACGGUUCGACCAGAGAUUGACUUCAGCUCGCUGGAGGGCCGCAACGCCACCGUACGCUGGCUGUUGCCUGGCAACGCGGGCGGGGCCGUGGGUGCGGCCAGCGGGUUCUUAGUGCAGCUCUUCAGGCCCUCCCCCUCAGGAGAGAAGUUGAGAGAGGAGACCACCCUGCUCAAUGUGCUCUCCACCAAGUUCUACAACCUGCAGUACCACCAAGACUAUACAGUGGUUGUCAGGCUGCUCAACUGUGGCAGUCUGGGGCCCGCCUCUAAGCCUUACCACUUCCGCAUCAACAGCCAGGGUAACUAACAAAAGCUCCUUCUAUUGGUUUAGCAGUGAGUGUUGACGAGUGUGAUUGGUGGAUGUAUGGUGUAUGGGAUGGUGCCUGCCUCCCCCCUGCCCUCGUAGUGUGUCAGGGUUAAAGAAAGGAAAUCAGGAUGGAUGACUAAGGAAAUCAAGAAAGAUUAAAGCAUUGUGCAGCAUUGGGCAAUAGCCAUGUAGCAUAAGCUAACACCUUCUGACCAAUACUAACCCUGAUUUAUCCUCUCUGUUCCCUCCCCCUCCCCUCUCCCCUCUCCAUCAGGUCCCUCCUCACCUCGUAACGUCCUGGCCCUGCCCCUGUCUGUGUCUGCGGUGCAGGUGAAGUGGCAGCCCCCUGAGGACCCUAACGGGGGCAUAGUGAAGUACAUCAUAGAGUACCAGCCGGUGGGUCAGGGCAGCCUGCAUCCCUGGGUAGACACUGACGAUGGCAACAAGACGGCUAAAGACGUGACGGCGCUUAACGGGAGUACUCUCUACCAGUUCAGAGUGAGAGCCUUCUCUAAAGUACCGGGGGAGUGGAGCAAGUUUGUCCAUGCCAGGACCCAGGGAGAUGGUGAGAGAUGGUUUAAAAAAACAUGUGUGGAGUUAGAUCAAGCUGUUUUGUAAUCCCAAAUUAAUAACAAAGAGAGGGUACCACCAUCUACAGUGAGGGAAAAAAAGUAUUUGAUCCCCUGCUGAUUUUGUACGUUUGCCCACUGACAAAGACAUGAUCAGUCUAUAAUUUUAAUGGUAGGUUUAUUGGAACAGUGUGAGACAGAAUAACAACAACAAAAUCCAGAAAAACGCAUGUCAAAAAUGUUAUAAAUUGAUUUGCAUUUUUAAUGAGGGAAAUAAGUAUUUGACCCCUCUGCAAAACAUGACAGUACUUUGUGGCAAAAACCCUUGUUGGCAAUCACAGAGGUCAGACGUCUCUUGUAGUUGGCCACCAGGUUUGCACACAUCUCAGGAGGGACUUUGUCCCACUCCUCUUUGCAGAUCUUCUCCAAGUCAUUAAGGUUUCGAGCCUGACGUUUGGCAACUCGAACCUUCAGCUCCCUCCACAUAUUUUCUAUGGGAUUAAGGUCUGGAGACUGGCUAGGCCACUCCAGGACCUUAAUGUGCUUCUUCUUGAGCCACUCCUUUGUUGCCUUGGCCGUGUGUUUUGGGUCAUUGUCAUGCUGGAAUACCCAUCCACGACCCAUUUUCAAUGCCCUGGCUGAGGGAAGGAGGUUCUCACCCAAGAUUUGACGGUACAUGGCCCCGUCCAUUGUCCCUUUGAUGUAGUGAAGUUGUCCUGUCCCCUUAGCAAUAAAACACCCCCAAAGCAUAAUGUUUUGAUGGUGGGGAUGGUGUUCUUGGGGUCAUAGGCAGCAUUCCUCCUCCUCCAAACACGGCGAGUUGAGUUGAUGGCAAAGAGCUCGAUUUUGGUCUCAUCUGACCACAACACUUUCCCCAGGUCUCCUCUGAAUCAUUCAGAUGUUCAUUGGCAAACUUCAGACGGGCCUGUAUAUGUGCUUUCUUGAACAGGGGGACCUUUCUUGGUGACUAUGGUCCCAGCUGCCUUGAGAUCAUUGACAAGAUCCUCCCGUGUAGUUCUGAGCUGAUUCCUCACCGUUCUCAUGAUCAUUGCAACUCCACGAGGUGAGAUCUUGCAUGGAGCCCCAGGCCAAGGGAGAUUGACAGUUAUUUUGUGUUUCUUCCAUUUGCGAAUAAUCGCACCAACUGUUGUCACCUUCUCACCAAGCUGCUUGGCGAUGGUCUUGUAGCCCAUUCCAGCCUUGUGUAGGUCUACAAUCUUGUCCCUGACAUCCUUGGAGAGCUCUUUGGUCUUGGCCAUGGUGGAGAGUUUGGAAUCUGAUUGAUUGAUUGCUUCUGUGGACAGGUGUCUUUUAUACAGGUAACAAACUGAGAUUAGGAGCACUCCCUUUAAAAGUGUGCUCCUAAUCUCAGCUCGUUACCUGUAUAAAAGACACCUGGGAGCCAGAAAUCUUUCUGAUUGAGAGGGGGUCAAAUACUUAUUUCCCUCAUUAAAAUGCAAAUCAAUGUAUAACAUUUUUGACAUGCGUUUUUCUGGAUUUUUUUGUUGUUAUUCUGUCUCUCACUGUUCAAAUAAACCUACCAUUAAAAUUAUAGACUGAUCAUUUCUUUGUCAGUGGGCAAACGUACAAAAUCAGCAGGGGAUCAAAUACUUUUUUCCCUCACUGUCAUUUCAUCACAUUAGAUGCCUAUCUUUCCCACUCAUGUGGGAUUGAGGUAUAAAGCUGGAUCUAAACAACAGAUGGUUUGGGACAUGGACUCAUCUUGACAUUAGACCACUUUUUUGAGUUCUGGAAAUGUCCAACAAACUUUGAGUGAACUUUUUGAGAGAACAUAGAUUUUUCAGUGAACACUUUAAAAUACUAAGGAUACUUAGCCUAUUGUAUAUAAGAAAUAGGAGAUGCUCAGGUGAUUCUCACUGCACACUUCCUCAUCUCCUCCUCCCCUCUCAGGCUUCCAGGACUUCACUCCAACCACCCAGGGUGUGGGGGGGCGUCCAGGCAGCGAGGGCUACCAGCUGGUGAUGGCGGUAGUGGGGUCUGUGACGGUCACCUGUGUCACCAUCCUGCUGGCCCUGCUGGCCCUCUUCUGCAUCCGCAAGACCCUGCUCAACCGCAGACGCAGCUUCCCCUACCAGUCUGGAUCGGUGAGAGACAGAGUGAGAGAGAGACACACGGCAUACCAUAGUCAUUAACUAGUUCACUAAAUACACACUGAGCAUACCAAACAUUAAGAACACCUUCCUAAUAUUGAGUUGCACCCCCUCUUGCCCUCAGAACAGCCUCAAUUCGUCGGGGUAUAGAUUCUACAAAGUGUCAAAAGCAUUCCACAGGGAUGCUGGCCCAUGUUGACUCCAAUGCUUCCCACAGUUGUCUAGUUGGCUGGAUGUCCUUUGGGUGGUGGACCAUUCUUGAUACGUACAGGAUACUGUUGAGUGUGAAAACCCAGCAGUGUUGCAGUCUUGACACACUCAAACCAGCGUGCCUGACACCUACUACCAUGUGGUCCUCUGUAGCUCAGCUGGUAGAGCACGGCGCUUGUAACGCCAAGGUAGUGGGUUCGAUCCCCGGGACCACCCAUACACAAAAAUGUAUGCACGCAUGACUGUAAGUCGCUUUGGAUAAAAGCGUCUGCUAAAUGGCAUAUUAUUAUUAUUAUUAUACCCCGUUCAAAGGCACUUAAAUAUUUUGUCUUGCCCAUUCACCCUCUGAAUGGCACACAUACACAAUCCAUGUCUCAAUUGUCUCAAGGCUUAAAAAUAAUUAUUUAACCUGUCUCCUCCCCUUCAUCUACACUGAUUGAAGUGGAUUUAACCAUUGACAUCAAUAUGGGAUCAUAGCUUUCACCUGGAUUCACUUGGUCAUUAUACUAUAUGUCAUGGAAAGAGCAGGUGUUCUUAAUGUUUUGUACACUCAGGGUAUAUAUCCACUUUUCAAGCUAUAUUAUACAUAUACAUAGCGACAAAUUAUUAGAAACAUCUCUAUAUAUACAAUUUCUAUACUUUGAUUGAUUAAAAACAAAUCAAAUCAAUCAUUGCAACCCGUAGGGAGAGGAGACCAUCCUUCAGUUUAACUCUGGGACCCUGACCCUGACGAGAAGACCUAAGCCUGCCGCCGAGCCUCUCACCUACCCUAUCCUGGAGUGGGAUGACAUCAAGUUCGAGGAAGUCAUUGGAGAAGGCAACUUCGGCCAGGUCAUCAAGGCCAUGAUCAAGAAGGAUGGGGUCAAGAUGAGCGCCGCUAUCAAGAUGCUGAAAGGUAGUAGGUAUCACACAAACACACGCAGACACACACACCAAAACAGACACACACAGACACACACACUACAAACUCUGACAACAAGCCAAACUGAACAAGCUUCUUUCUCUGUACCUGUUUGUAAUUUGCUAUGUUUACUGUGUUUCGUUUUGAGCAGAGUUUGCCUCUGAGAAUGACCACCGGGACUUUGCAGGAGAGCUUGAGGUGUUGUGUAAACUGGGCCAGCAUCCCAACAUCAUCAACCUCAUAGGAGCCUGUGAAAACAGGGGUGAGUCUGCAACCUACUGGUCAGGGUGGGGAAUUACAUGCUUUUAAUUGACACUAUAAUAAUAUUACUGGACAUAAUAUACUAAUACUUCCCUCUUCAAGUGAAUACUUUUUUAAAUAUGAGUUUUGAAGCAAGUUGCUAGAAAUAAGUCUGUAUUCUUUUAUGUUCACUAUAGUAUGUUGAUAGUGAUUUUAAGAUUUUAAAAUGAAAGUUAGUUACACUUCACUUUGUAUUUCUUCAUUACUGAUUCCAUACUGCUUAGCUGCCUGAGCCCAACAUGCAGGGCAUGAAGUGGUUAAUAUCCUGAGUUAUCCGGAUGCAUAUAGAUCCUCUGAUGUGCACCUGGACAGGACUAUGUGUCGUCCAACCCAAACAAACCCUGUCUGUCUGCUAGAAGCAUUUGCACGAUCACAUUUGUUUUGCUUGUCCAUAUGCCACAUCAGCAAACUGUUCUGCUGCUGCAUAUCUGUGUGUGUAAUACAGAGCCUUAGGACCAAGCUCUGAGCAUGACAUUUCAAUUUCCAUACCACAUCCGAUGGUUUCGGGACAUAAUUGAAUUGGCUGUUUCUCUUUGUACUUUAGAGGGAGAUUACAAAAACAACUCAACCAUGAGAAGAAUACAUCCUACCAAACCACCAUGUUUCACAAUCCCACUGGUUCUCAAGUAGCCCGGAGAGAGAGAACCAGAAUUGCUGGUUAAUGUUGGUUCUCUCUCUCUCUCUCGAUACAAUAAUGAUGAUUACAGCACAGAACUAUAAUUAUAUUUCUAUGGUUACAUUAUGAUACUCAGUUAAUGCCUUCCUACCUUUCCAUGGCAAACUUUUAUGCAUAUGGUAUCUCCCUUAGCAACCUUCUCCAUAAAGUGUACAAGUAAAUCAUAAACUUCCAUCACUUUCCUUUCCUUUCCCCUAACUGCCUCUCUCUACCUGUGUAGGGUACCUGUACAUUGCCAUUGAGUAUGCCCCCUAUGGUAACCUGCUUGACUUUCUGCGGAAGAGCCGAGUCCUGGAGACAGACCCCGCCUUCGCCAAGGAGCAUGGCACCGCCUCCACCCUCACCUCACAACAACUGCUGCAGUUCGCCGUCGACGUGGCAACUGGCAUGCACUACCUUAGUGACAAACAGGUA